Messenger RNA from Parasteatoda tepidariorum (common house spider), 5342 nucleotides. Its product is annotated as SLIT-ROBO Rho GTPase-activating protein 1. NCBI's taxonomy places the organism in Eukaryota, Metazoa, Arthropoda, Arachnida, Araneae, Theridiidae. Gene Ontology annotation, molecular function: protein binding. Gene Ontology annotation, biological process: signal transduction. The record is from RefSeq and is a predicted model, not a curated record.
CAACUCUGUAACGCGUUCGGGGAGUUUUUCAUAUGGGAGCUGAAUUCUAUGUCAGCUGCUUCUGUGUGAAGUUCAUUUUUCCCCAUUGUGUUUCAUUUCAGCUUGGUUUCGUUUUCUUUAAAUCUUUUUCGCUUAUUUUUUUUUUUACGUUUGCCUACAACGAAAUCAAGUUUUUAUAUCAUAAUUAAAAAGUAAACAAGCAAGCAAAUUACCGCUGAAGUUUAAUAUACUCAAGCAGUAUUCCUGAAUGUAAUUUACAAUAAAUGCCAACCUAGUAGUUGUGGUUUUUAUAUGAUGUGAAUUAUAUUUCUGGUGAUAUUUAUGAUCCUACAAUGUGAAAUCGAAUUCUCAUAUCGUGAUGUCACAAAAGUGAUUACCAUGUGUUUCCAACAGUGAUGUGUAUGAUUAAAAAACAAUCUUUUUGGGAUUCUCUCAAAUUUGAUUUCUAAAAAUGGUAUUAGUUGUUAAGUGUACUGUUUAAUUUUUAUUAAAAUGAGGACCACAGGAAUGGUAUGUUGGAAUGCACCGAUUGAAGUAGACUGGAUGGAUAUUCGCCAACAACUGAAUGAACAACUGAAAUGCCUGGAUACACGAGUGGAAACACAAGUAAACUUGGUGGCUGAAAUUCAGGACUACUUCAGACGGAGAGCUGAAGUAGAACUGGAAUAUUCCAAAUCGCUGGAGAAAUUGGCCAAAGGACUCUCACUGAGACAUAAAGCUGAAAAACAAAAGCGUGAGCAGUGGCAUUUAUUUUCAUCGUAUGCUUGUUGGCAACAUUUAGUGUCCACAACUAGGAGGCAAAGUCGAGACCAUGCAGCGAUCAGCGAGAUAUAUAACAACACUAUCAUCAAUAGGAUGACAUGCAUCAUGGAAGAUGUGCAGCGCAUUUACAAAAGAUGCCGAGAUGUUGGUAUUGAAAUUCAUGAUGAACUUCUGAAGGUUUUGCAUGAAUUACAUACUACCAUGAAAACUUAUUAUACUUAUCACAAUGAGGAGAAGCAAGCGGAGAGUAAAUUAAGUUAUGUAGAAGCUCAAAGGGGUAAACUAGAACAAACCAUUCCCAAAGAAAAACUGCAACGCUCCAAAAAGUUCCGCCUUAUUGAAAAAGAAAUUCAAAAGCGCCGAUUAAAAUACAAUGAUGCAAAGCUGAAAGCAUUGAAGGCUCGAAAUGAUUAUUUAUUAUGUAUGGAUGCUAGCAAUGCUGCUAUUCACAAGUAUUUUGUGGAUGAUUUAUCUGAUAUUAUUGAUUGUAUGGAUUUCGGUUUUCACACAUCCAUUGCUCACACUCUAAUGGUUUCCAUUAAUGCUGAAGAGUGCCUUAAGAAAUCGAAGCAGGCGAGCAUCGAUGGUCUUAACAAGUGCAUUACAAAUCUAGAUUCUCGUGUAGACAAGCAGAGAUUCCUUGAAUACAACAACUCUGCGUUCAUGGUGCCAAAGAAAUUUGACUUCCAACCCCACAAAGGAGACGAGGUAACACAAAUUAGUGUAGAAAAACCAAUCCAAGAAGAGUUGGAACAAAGGUAUAAACUUGUGAACAAUCGCCUUACCUCACUGAAGACAGAAAGUGAAGAGAUCUGGAAAACUUUAGAAACAGCAGAAAAAACUUUAUUGGAAAUGAUUAGCAUUAAAGAUUUUGACUGCACCAUUCUAUUUGAAGAAGACGGGUCAAGCAGGAAUGGUUUAAAACAACCAGAAACACUGGCUUUGAAACGUAGAGCAGACAAGCAAGAGACUGAAGACUUUUAUUUAAAUAAAUUCUCUCAAUACAUCAUGACAAACAAUCUGAUUGCCCGACUUCAAGCUAAAUCUGAUGUUAUUCGCCAAGGUCUUGGAAUAGAAGGGGAUGAAGUUCCAGUUUUGCCAGGCGGUGCAUCUCCACACAUUGCACAAAGACCGCACAAUCUUCCUCAGAGGCUGAGGAAAAAACGCAUUGGCCGCACACCUUUGGUGGGUCAACCCAAACUCUUCGGUGGAAGCUUGGAGGAAUACCUUGAAGCAGUUAAUCAGGAAAUACCGUUGAUAAUCAGAAGUUGCAUAAGAGUAAUCAAUUUAUAUGGAUUGCACCAUCAAGGUAUAUUCAGAGUAUCGGGCUCUCAAGUGGAAAUAAAUAAUUUCCGGGAAACUUUUGAGAGAGGAGAAGAUCCUUUAGCUGAUGUCUCAGAUGCAAGUGAUAUUAAUUCAGUUGGAGGUGUUCUUAAACUUUAUCUAAGAGAACUACGUGAACCUCUUUUUCCAAUCUUUUAUUUUGAUCAGCUUGUUGAUAUAUCUCAAGUGGAGUCAAAGAAAGAGUUCAUCUAUAGAGUUAGAGAUGUUGUGAAUAAUUUACCUCGAUCAGUUGUCAUUGUUCUCAGAUAUUUAUUUGCAUUCCUUAAUCACUUAUCAGAAUUCAGUGAUGAAAAUAUGAUGGAUCCGUACAACCUGGCAAUCUGCUUUGGUCCUACUCUUCUACCCAUUCCUGAGGACAAAGAUCAGGUUCAAUAUCAGAACCUAGUAAAUGAGCUUAUAAAGAACAUCAUCAUAUAUCAAGAAGAAAUAUUCCCAGAUGAUGGUGGUAUAGUCUAUGAAAAGUACAUUAGCACAAAUGUCCCUGAUGAAAAUGAUGUUGGUGAUUCACCUCCUGAUCCUGUAUCAGAAUUAGCAGAUGAUUCAGAAGUUGAUACUGUGCAGAGUGAAGAUGAUGCUGUAUUCCCUGAGCAAGAGAUAGCCUUCAAUUUAUUUGGCAAAACUGAAGUGAUGGAAGCUGUUGCACAAUUUGAUUUCAAUGCUCGCUCUCAGAGAGAACUAUCUUUCAAGAAAGGCGAUACCCUACUGUUGCAGAAUCAAGUCUCAAAUGAUUGGUGGAAAGGAAGCUUCCUUGGACGAGAGGGUCUCAUUCCUGAUAAAUAUAUCCUCUUAAAAAUUAGAGAUGAGGAUAGAGAUAAGAGUAGCAUGGAUGGCAGUGAAAAGCGACGGACAAGCAGCAGUAGCGAUUCCCUCUCUGGCAUCAGUCACAGUCCCAAGUCUUUAUCUACCUCUGGAGCUCUUGAAGACUGCAGCUCAACUUCUUCCUUGGAUCGAAGAAGCUUGAGCAGCCUGCAUCCCCAGACUCCAGAAUGGGAGCUUAACCAGCCUUUCCCUACCAAGACGGAAGUGACCAGUAUAGAGACUAGUUUAUUGGACAGUGAUAAACUCCCAGAUCCUCCAGACCUGGGUGCCAUUCACGGCAUCGAUCGAGAGACCGACAUUAUCGACACCCACACCCCUCAUAUUUAUGAUGAAAACAACAGGAGACCAAAGAAAGCUUGCAAGGAUGCUCCAGAUCUAGUGUUAGAUCUUCCUAUCAAUUUGCCUAGUCCAGUUUCUAGUGCCAAAAGUGGUUCAAAUAAUUCACCCGAUGACAAUUCUCUACUAAGUCCAGGAAGCAACACAGACAGUCCAGAGUUGACUGCAGCUGAAAGAUUUGCCAAAUCUAAUCAGUGCACAAUGAAGAAGGGGACCAUGUCUCGCAGUGCGAGUCAUGUGACAGGUCCUCAGUCUCUUGAUGCACAAACUCAGACAUUCUAUGCAGUGCGGCGUAGUGCCAGCACCGGUGACAAUUUAGGACCUGCGUCACCAGAUUUGACGCUGGAUUCCAAAGAUAAACCCACUUGUGACGCACAAUCUGAACAAAUAUCUUCCCCGCUAGUGAAUACAAAUGGUAAUGUUAAGGUCGAAACUGUUGAACUGAGCUGGGUAAAAAUGGAUAAAAUGAACAAUGAACUAAAGAACAAAGAUUCUCCAAACAGAGUGGAAACCACCAUAAGCACUGGUGGUGUGUCUUCCUUUAAACCACCUGUUAAAAGCAAACCACCUCCUGUUAUGAAAAAACCUAACCGUGCUGAGUUGAAAGCACAAGAAGUGUACCAGCAAACCGCAUGCUAAUAUUUUUCAGUUCAUAUUGAAUUACUUGCGCUGAAUUGUGAGAACGCAAUUCAUAUAAUAGAUAAAGUCAACUUAAAUACAGCUAUUUUAGGUAAUAUUUUCUCAAAUUCUUUACUAAUAAAAUAUAGAUAAGUUGAGUGGUGAAUAUAUCAUUACUAUUGAAAAAUCAUCAAAGUAAUUUGAAACAAACACUUCACUUAAGUGCUACGUGUAACCUAAUUUAAAUUAAUAGAUUGAGAUUCAAAAUCAAAUCAAUUUGAAAAUAAGCUUUAUUUGAAUGUUGAUUUAAAUCAAUAAAUUAGAAUCGUUGAUUCAUGUUAGUGUGAAAAUAACGAUUCCUAUCCUUCAAUGCCCAUCUUUAAUUUAUAUGCUGUGCAUGUAAAUAUAAACGUAAGUGGGUAGUUUAUUUUAAAUGUUAGAAACGCUUUUUAAUGUUACUCUUAUCCAAAAAUUUGCAUUUAUUUGAAAACAAAAACAAAAAUUAGUCGUUUUUAAAUAAAUGAAAAGGUUCCUGUCUCGUUAAUAUUUAUAUUUUGGUUAAAACAAAUUAAGAAUUUAUUACUUCCGUUUUAUGAAUGAAAAUGUUAUCAUCAUAUUCAAAGUUUGUUGUAUGUACAUACAGCAUGCACAAUUUAACUUACUCAAACAGGUUGAGAUGAGGAACAGCGAGCAUUUGUUCAUAAAGGUGCUGUUUUCUUAAUCUGUACAAUGUGUGACGCAACAAAAGAAGCAGGAAAAAAAGAACUUUCUAGAAUCACCUGCAACUUUCUUAUCUACUUUUCUAGGAAAGAACUAUUGUAUAUUUUUGUGUAUUGUGUAUUAUCGUUGAGACAUGACAAAGUAAGUCGACCACUUUAGUAAUGCGAAUGCUGUGUUUUUUAUGAAUAAAUGGCAGUAUUGAACUUUGUGCAUUUUGAGCUGUAUUUGUACGAGAUUGUAUAAAUUUAAGAAUUUGUAUGACCUUUUGUAUGAUGAACGAUAUAUAUAAUGAGCUAUUUGAUGUAAAAAAGUGUGGUUGAAUUUUCUUUUGCGUGUAUUACUAGUUGUUCAGACAAAACAAAAACAUUUUAACCAACUGAUUUUAUCAAAACUUAAGUUGAUUUUAUUUAUUUAUAAUUUUCAGAAAAUUCUUAAAAUUAUACAAAUUUUUAAACAUAAAACAAAAUAUUUUUAGGUGCAUUUUUCUAAAGCAAAACUCUUAUUACAAAUAAUUAAUUAGAAAUGAAAAUUAUAUUUCAUUAAUUAGGUUUUGCAAUAAAGCCUGAUUCGUAUAAGUUUGAAGUGUUGUCAUAAAAAUUUUAUUUUACUUGUAUAAUUUUUGAAGUUAUUUGUAUGUCAUAUUUUUUAUUUGUUCAUUCGUAACUUUUGUUUUUGUAUUAUAAAAUUAUUAUGUACAGUGAACAGCCAUGGCGUUGGCAUAAUAAAAAAAUAAAUAAAAAACA